Panicum virgatum (switchgrass) is the source of this 1747-nucleotide messenger RNA. RefSeq names its product protein PELPK1-like. The transcript is spliced from 2 exons. NCBI's taxonomy places the organism in Eukaryota, Viridiplantae, Streptophyta, Magnoliopsida, Poales, Poaceae. The record is from RefSeq and is a predicted model, not a curated record. Bases 50 to 1537 code for a protein of 495 amino acids.
CCCAUUCUCUGCAUCCAGCACACACAGUUGAGUUGAUCGAUAAGGCGCCAUGGCUUCUUCCACGACCACCCUGUCCUUUGUCUUCGUCCUGGCCUUGCUGCUCUCAUGCGGUGGCGUCAGCAACGCGGCGCGGCGGAUGCAGGAGCUCCCGAAGCCCGACGUGGCGCCGCUGCCCAAGCCUGAGGACCCGAUGCCUGAGCCGCUGCCGGUGCCCCCACAGCCCCUGCCCAAGCCCGAGGAGCCGAAGCCGGAGCCGCUGCCGGUACCACCACAGCCCCUGCCCAAGCCUGAGCCACUUCCCGUGCCACCACAGCCCCUGCCCAAGCCUGAGCCCCUGCCCGUGCCACCACAACCCCUGCCGAAGCCUGAGCCGCUUCCUGUGCCACCACAGCCCUUGCCCAAGCCUGAGCCCCUGCCCAUGCCACCACAGCCCCUGCCCAAGCCUGAGCCACUUCCUGUGCCACCACAGCCCUUGCCCAAACCUGAGCCGUUGCCGGUGCCACCACAGCCCCUGCCCGUGCCACCACAGCCGAAGCCUGAGCCCCUGCCCGUGCCACCACAGCCGAAGCCUGAGCCGUUGCCCGUGCCACCGCAGCCCCUGCCCCAACCGGAGCUGCCGGUGCCGCCGAAGCCAAGGAUUCAGGAGAGAAAAAAAAUGCAGAUGACCUACUGCUACCAGCAGGCACCAAUGCCAAGACCAGAAGACUCCUGCUGCAAACACGCACACAUGCAACUAUGCAUGCAGCAAGGCCUUCGUUUAGCAACUAUAAAUAGCGGGCUCCUCUUCCCUUCCAGCCAUCACAGCAUCACAACAAGAACUAGCUCACAUCCUCUCACUAGUACACUGCGAUCGCAGCUGAGAAAGCACGAGCCAUCCGACAUGGUUUCCAAGAAAACCAUGUCCUCCCUCGCCUUCCUCGUGGCGCUGCUGCUCGCAUGCAGCUCCAUGAGCAGCGCGGCUCGGUACCUGGAGGAGACGAAGCCCGAGUACCCGCCGCACCCCGCCGUGCCGGAGAUCCCCAAGCCGGAGCUGCCUCCGCACCCCACCGUGCCGGAGAUCCCAAAGCCCGAGCUGCCUCCGCACCCUACCGUGCCAGAGCUCCCAAAGCCUGAGCUGCCACCCCACCCCACCGAGCCAGAGCACCCGAAGCCUGAGCUGCCGCCACACCCAACCCUGCCAGAGCUGCCCAAGCCUGAGCUGCCACCGCACCCCACCGUGCCGGAGCACCCAAUACCGGAGCUGCCUCACCCUGUGCCAGAGGUUCCCAAGCCAGAGCUGCCACACCCCGCCGUGCCGGAGGUGCCGAAGCCUGAGCUCCCGCCUCACCCCGAGGUACCGGAGCUGCCGAAGCCGGAAACGCCUCACGUGCCGGAGGUGCCGAAGCCCGAGCUCCCGCCUCACCCCGAGGUACCGGAGCUGCCGAAGCCGGAAGCUCCUCACGUGCCGGAGGUGCCGAAGCAUGAGCUCCCGCCCCUGCCGGAACCCGAGCUGCCGAAGCCGGAGAGCCACUACCCGGUGCCAGAGCCCAAGCCAUGAUCGAAUGAAUGAACUGCGCCCGUGUUGCUCCUCCAGCUAGUAAUAAUGCGUUCUGUUUCUGUACUUGGUGUGGAUACGAUGGAGUAGUAGGAGCGUGACGUUCAGUGUUGUACGUUGUGCUUGCUGCUUUGAUUUGUCCGUUGAUGAUGUUACCUAUGUAUAUGUAUUGCCUUUGGCGUAUAUCAUAUAUAUACACGAAUAAUUUCAUUA